This is a messenger RNA of Toxotes jaculatrix (banded archerfish), 1219 nucleotides long. RefSeq names its product myc target 1b (gene myct1b). Lineage: Eukaryota; Metazoa; Chordata; Actinopteri; Toxotidae. Gene Ontology annotation, cellular component: nucleoplasm. The record is from RefSeq and is a predicted model, not a curated record. The transcript is spliced from 2 exons. Bases 70 to 627 code for a protein of 185 amino acids.
GAAAAAUCUAAGCAUUUGUCUGUCUGCUCAGAGUCAGUGUGGAAUCUAACACCAGCUUAUGGUGGAAUAAUGGCACAUAAUGAAACACAUCCCUUUUUGGAAGCACUAAAAUCAUUUAAUCUUGGCGAUAUGAUUCUAGCCUUCUGCCUAUCUGUGCUUGUGGGCCUGCUGCUGGGUGCUUUGAUAUACGUUCUGUUGACCUGGGCGUCCAGGCGCAGGGCCACCGCCAGGAUCACCAGGCGCUCCAAAAAGAAAUCUCGCACUUCACAAACACAUGACCCCAUGAGCAGCCCGAUGGGCCUUUACCGAAGCACUUUUCUAAGUGUCCACAGACAGCCCUCUCUGGAGCCAGUGGGUCCUCUGGGGAGCAAGCCCGGUGCAGAGACGUCCACCUUCCGGCCACUGCCCAAGAAGAACAGGGCUGACCUGGAGAUGGGAGAGGACACCCAGGUCAGCAUGCCUGAGGACACAGCAGCUUUGAACUCAUCAGAUUCAGCAUCACUCGUGCCAAACAAGAGACAUUCCUUCUGGUUGGGGAGCAAUGGACUUAAAGGAUUCCUCCCCUCGCAGACUCCCCCUCCGGCAUACGACAGUGUCAUCCAUGCAUUUGAAGAGACCUGCACUUGAAACUGUCACCCUAAAUACAACAAGAAUUGGAGAAAGAGACCACUCUGGGAUCACAGUGGACUUUCUGGCUGUGUUCUGCUCUUUAUAAGGAACAGUUAUCUCUGCAUAUUGAGUGAUCAGACCAUUUCUGCCACUUUUCAGUUUAAAGCAGGGGGUCUGUAAUUGAAUAAGAAGCUUAUACAGCUGUGUAGCGUCAGCUCAGUAUUAUACUAUGAGAUGUAGGUUAAGGGUGCAACUAACUAAUCAAAUAAUUUGCAUUGAUUGUUUUCUCAAUUAAUCAGUUGGUUGUUUACUCUAUAGAAUGUCACAAAACAGUUUUCCGUGGCCUUUGGUGACUACUCUAAAAUAUUAAAAUUUUAAUGAUAUAAAACAGAGACAAGUAGCAAAUUCGCACACUGGAGAAGACAAGCAAAUGUUUGGGCAUCUAAACCUAACCAACUGACCAGCUAAUCACUGCAGGUCUAGUAUGAUUUUUUGAGACGACUGCAUGGCAUCUCAAUGACACAUGUAGACACCGGUGGGAUUUUGCUCUGAUUGUGUGAAAAUGAGGGAAUCACUGUGUGCCAGAUAGUUAUAAUUAUCUAAAAUCACA